AUGCAGGAUAAGCUAACAGACAGCCAGGCUCCCACUUCAUCGCGGGCGUCGUCGUUUUUUAUCGAGAACCUACUGGGAAAGGGACGGAGUGGGCAGCAGUCGACGUCGGACAGGAGCCGUGGGGAAGCGAGUGUGGAGACGGUGUCCACAAGCCGAGUCCUGAACGCACAACACGCCGAUGCGAGCGCUCCAGCGCCCGAUGGCUCGAGUUCCGCAGCUCGAUCCCCGUACAGAGACUCGCCGUUGCAGUGGUAUCGCGGGGAGUCUGCCUUAAACUUCAGAGCUUUGGAAACGCCACAGAGUCCAAGAGAUAACACAAGUUCAGACGACCACUGCUGCUCCAUAUCGACCAGUGACAGGUGCUCCCCCGCGGUAUCUGAGCCGAUAACGGAGGACAGCGACGAAACCGACAGGAAAACAGGCGACAGCAACCUGACAGACGACAACGAGGACGCGCACAACGGCUUUGACGCGCGGUCGGAGCAAGACGCGUCCUCGGACCCGAGCUCCACCCGGAAGAAGAAGACCCGGACCGUGUUCAGCCGCAGUCAGGUGUUUCAGCUGGAGUCCACCUUCGACGUGAAACGGUACCUGAGCAGCUCGGAGAGAGCGGGGCUCGCAGCGUCCCUCCACCUGACUGAGACGCAGGUCAAAAUCUGGUUCCAGAACCGGAGGAAUAAAUGGAAGAGACAGCUGGCGGCGGACCUCGAGGCUGCACAUAUCCCACACUCCUCCAAGCGGAUUGUCAGGGUGCCCAUUCUGUAUCACGAGGGACCCACACCCACUGCAGCUGUGGGUUUCAGCCUGAACGGACAUCCACUCUCUCCACCCGUGGCAGGCUUUUCGAGCUCCAUCAACUACCCUCUGUCCUCGUUUGCUCACUCCAUGAGCAUGUUAAGAUCGCAGAUGACCGGUUUGGUGUAAAAACUUUUACAGACUGAGACAUCAAACUGUUUGUUGGUAACAUAAAUUCACCCUGUUGAUACUGAAUCGUGCAAUAAACCACAAAGCCGCAUUAAACUGUUGACUUCAUCCAAAGAGCCGCAGAGACGUUAAAUAUAUGAAUCAUCUUUAUAAAUCUGUUCAAGAGUCUGUGCUCCUGACGCAGAAUAACAAGGCCGAGACCACUGGAGGCCGCAGCUGUUCCCGUACUGUAUGUUUGAAUACACACAUAUUUUUACAAACUUUUAUAUUUAA
This is a messenger RNA of Plectropomus leopardus (leopard coralgrouper), 1197 nucleotides long. It is a transcript of the gene hmx1, whose product is annotated as H6 family homeobox 1. Gene Ontology annotation, biological process: regulation of transcription by RNA polymerase II; negative regulation of DNA-templated transcription. NCBI's taxonomy places the organism in Eukaryota, Metazoa, Chordata, Actinopteri, Perciformes, Serranidae. Gene Ontology annotation, cellular component: nucleus. The record is from RefSeq and is a predicted model, not a curated record. Gene Ontology annotation, molecular function: RNA polymerase II transcription regulatory region sequence-specific DNA binding; DNA-binding transcription factor activity, RNA polymerase II-specific.